AUGAAGAAGCCGCACGCUCAAGUUCACAUCAUGGUGGAUGAUCUGCUAAAUUCCAACAACCAUAACGAUAUUGGUUUAUCCAUGAGCGAUCGAUCCGAAAAUACGAAAUACAGCUUCAAGCGGAUGCGCCAUAUGACCCAAAAUUUACGAAUGUCUCCGUUACCAUAUUCGGGUUGUGAGACUGGAUUUCUAGCUCGUUCGGAAAAAUUACCAUCAACGGACGGUCCAAGCGGUGUGUGUGUGUGUGUGCUUCAGCUGGACCAGUGGUAG
Molecule: messenger RNA, 270 nt
Organism: Phytophthora nicotianae INRA-310
Lineage: Eukaryota; Oomycota; Peronosporomycetes; Peronosporales; Peronosporaceae
Exons: 2
Coding region: 1-270 (89 amino acids)
Source: RefSeq, a predicted model, not a curated record